Messenger RNA from Cryptosporidium ubiquitum, 804 nucleotides. RefSeq lists its product as uncharacterized. Gene Ontology annotation, cellular component: nucleus. The transcript has 3 exons. Gene Ontology annotation, biological process: regulation of DNA-templated transcription. Gene Ontology annotation, molecular function: zinc ion binding. The record is from RefSeq and is a predicted model, not a curated record. NCBI's taxonomy places the organism in Eukaryota, Apicomplexa, Conoidasida, Eucoccidiorida, Cryptosporidiidae. The coding region runs from base 1 to 804 and encodes 267 amino acids.
AUGAGGUCUAUUCGAAUUUCCGAUAUUCAAUUUCAACAUAAAAAAGUUAACAAGAAAAAUAACAAAAACAAUAUUAGUUUAGAUAAUGACAAUGAAAUUAGCAGUUCGAGUGUUGGCGCCAAAGCUCCGGUAUUAGAAUGUGGAUGUUAUGGAAAAUUACAUGCACUUUAUAUUACAUGCAUACAAUGUGGAAGAAUUUCGUGUGAAUUAGAAAAGGAAUUAGUAGAAUCAAAAAAGGAAUGCAUAUAUUGUAAAUCAAAGUUAACUAAAGAUGAAGAUGGAGAUCGUAUUCCAAUUGGAUGCGGAAAAGAUGAGGAAAUAGCUCAUUAUUUUCAAGCAUUAGAAAGGAGAGAUAAGUUAUUAGAGUAUGCAAAAAAUUCAACAAAUAGAACGCGAGUUAUUGACGAAGAGACUGACUGGUUCUCAGAGUUUGAAAACCCUUGGAAUACCAGGGAGGAAAGACUUUUGGCGUUAAAAAUGUCAAAGGAAUCUGCUGAAAAUGCAGCAAAAAACAUUGAAAAUAGGCAGAUUACAAUGGAUGAGGGUCAUAAGGCAAGAAGUCAGUUACAUUAUGCAAAGCUAUUGGAGGAAUUUGAACAGAGAAGAGAGAACAAAGCAGAUACAAAUUCUGGUGAAACUGAUACAAAUGUGGAGAAUUUAUUAAGUAUGUUGGGACAAAGAUUGAAGUUUGAAGAUGAAUCCAAGUUUGAGGGCAUUUUUGGGCUCCCUACUAAGGAAGUUCAUAAUAAUGAAUUCUUACCGUUAUCUCUGGAUGAUUCUGUUUGGUCAGAUCAGGAUGAUUAG